Paramecium sonneborni is the source of this 854-nucleotide messenger RNA. The record is from the annotation of a GenBank genome assembly. NCBI's taxonomy places the organism in Eukaryota, Ciliophora, Oligohymenophorea, Peniculida, Parameciidae.
AUGAGAGAAAAUAUAUUACUUAUAUUUUUAAUAAUAUUUUCAUACGCUUAAGAGGAGUAACUGAAAGAAUCUACUUCAUUGUAAGUAGAAAUUCAUAUAUUUGGAAACUCUGAAUAAUAAAAGGAUAAAGAAGCUAUAAUAUUUUAAUUUGAUGAUCAUUAAAAAAGAGGUAGAUAAUAGAAUAAAUUUUUGAUUUAAGAAUUAUAAGAAAGUAUAACAGUUAGUAUUGAAAGAAUAGCUGAUGAUCCAAAUGAUGCUAUUUUUCUGUCAGAAGUCUAAAAAUUAUCAUCUUUAAAAAACGAAUAAGAAAUUAUUUAAAAUGAAAAUCCUAAUUUUGGUUUCUUGAAUCAAUACAUUUCAAGAUUAUAACCAUCUGUAAUUUAAGAAACUGAGUAAAUAGAAUCAGCAUUAAUUGAUGGAUAAAAAGAAACAAAAUUAACAAAUAUUAAAACAAGAUCGACAAAAAUUGAAAUAAAAAGAUAAAAUAGAUAAAAUGAUAAUAGUCUUUAACUAUAAGAAGAAUUUUUAUUAUACGAAAAUCCUGUAGUUGAAGAUGGAGAGAAAUUUUUUGGAUCUGAAGAGGAGUUUUUCGAAGAAUAAUAGGAUCACUAAAAUGAAAGUAAGUAAGAAAUGAAAUUUAUUUAGAUUAUAAUAUAUUUAAGAAUGGAUUAUAUGUAAAAUAUGAGAAUGUCUUAAGAAAUGAAGAAGUAAAUAAUGUUAAAGAAGAAUCAAGAUUGAAUUUAUUCUUAGAAUUGGAAAUAUUAGGUGGAAUUGUUAUAGCUCUAUUUAUUGGAUAUUGGAUAAAGUUAUUGAUGUAAAAUAAAAAUAAUAAGGGAAUGUUUAAAAAAAAUUGA